AUGGAAAAAAUGAAGAAAUAAAAUGAAAUAAUAACAAAUUAAUUAAAAAAUAAUAAAAUAAUUGUUGAAAAUAAAAAAAUGAGUUAAAUAAAGAAAGAUAAAAGAAAAUAAAACACAAGUUCAAUAAAUAAAAAAGUAAAGGAAAGUAAGUCAAAUGAAAAGCUAAUAAAUAAAAAAAAAGAAUCUUAUUGUUUUAAAUUUAUUUUUUAUAAAUAGUAAUGUCACAAUCCAAAACAAAUAAACUGUUUUUACCUAAGAGAAAGUGCCAAUUUUGAGAGAUUAGUGCAAUUUGCUAAAGCAGAACACAAGCCUGAUCCACCUUAAUCAUCAAUUUUGUUAUAACUUUUUAAUAUUGAAGAAAAAAUAUAUAAUUAACUUGCUAUUAGAAGGAAAAAUGAAGAAAUAAUAAGAAAUUAAUUAAAAAUAAUAAAAUAAUUGUUGAAAAUAAAAAAAUGA
Tetrahymena thermophila SB210 is the source of this 456-nucleotide messenger RNA. RefSeq lists its product as hypothetical. The transcript has a single exon. NCBI's taxonomy places the organism in Eukaryota, Ciliophora, Oligohymenophorea, Hymenostomatida, Tetrahymenidae. The record is from RefSeq and is a predicted model, not a curated record.